This is a messenger RNA of Spirodela intermedia, 3826 nucleotides long. Lineage: Eukaryota; Viridiplantae; Streptophyta; Magnoliopsida; Alismatales; Araceae. The record is from the annotation of a GenBank genome assembly.
AUGUCUGGAUUGUAUGCUUCCAGCUUCAGUCCAGCAAGAGUGCUUUCGCCGCAGAUAAGAGGCGCUGUGGAUAUAGAGAGGUAUCGAACCGCGCUUGGAUGGAAGUUGAGAGGCUUUGUGGGGUUCGUAUUCUUUUCACGGGUCGCUUGUGUGUUUCUGAAUGCUGGCGUUUGUUGUUAUAGUCAGUACUUGGCGGAGCUACUGGCGGAGCAUCAGAAGCUUGGGCCAUUCGUGCAAGUCCUUCCGAUAUGCAGCCGACUACUCAAUCAAGGUAAGUUUCUCGAGUAGCUCCCUUUGGAUUGUUCCUUGUGGAUAUUCAGUUGCUUCCUGGUUCCGCUGGGUUUCUUAGUCUCCUGUCUAUCAAGUCGAUUUGUAUGCCGUUACGAUGUUUAAAUACGAGUAUAGCCUGUCUUAGCCAGAAUCCAGUUGGUCUUUCUUGAUCAGUUCUUGAUUUGGAGGGGGAACGAUACCAUUUCUUUGGGAAAAGACAUCUUCGAUUUUAUGCAAAUAUCCUGCUAUGUUGCUUCCUCUGUUCCUUCAUCUCUUGAAAACUGAUAUUUGAGACAGUGAAAUAUCCAGUCUAAUAUUUCAACUUCCGGUUAUGAAAUCAUAGAUUAGUGAAUUCAUAGAUAUGUCCUGAUUGUCCUGGAAUUUUUUUCGAGUUUCAUACAGUGCACGAGUCAGAGUUCAUUCAAACAUAAUCACAUUUCCGUUCACACAAAGCACUUAUUUUUUCCAUAACCCAUAUCUCAGUUAUGUUUUUUAAUAACUCAUGUCUCAAUCUGUCUCUUUAGCUUGUAUGGAGCCGUUUGCAAGUUGAUGGAAAUUUCUGCAUUUGCAUCACUUUCAAGCAUGGGUUAUCAGCUGUGUAGUGGUUGCUUCUGUCAUCUCGUAUGCCAAAAUACAAUGCCAUGUCCCCGCAGGAAAAAAUAUUCAUAACAGCAGGCUUGUUGUAAGUAUGGCAUUUUGAGAAGCAGAAGAGAAGAUUUUUCUCGUUGUGUUAUUGACUCUUUUUUCACAAAUAAGACCUCAUUCGUAACAUAGUCCUCUAAUUAACCCGUCCUGAAUUCUGCAUUCAUGAAUAGUUGUGAUUGAAGGGCUGUCUACCUCAAAAAUAUUUUAUUGGUUGAGUAAUCAAUAAUAUGAAAUUUUUAGACGAUUAUAAAACCAUGAAUGGUAAUGUAAUUUAUGUCUAUAAGGCGUUUGAUCUAGUGGGUCUUGAACUUACAAUACCCAAGUAUCUAUCUGUCUAUCUUUAUUGCUAAGUUUCAUAUGUUUAUAAUUAUUUUGGGUUUCAGAAUAGAACAGAAAACAUAAUCUUGCGAGGGAAAACGUACACAGAGGUUAGAAAUAUUUCAAAAGUUUCUUCAUAAGUCUUAGCCUUUUUACAUGAGAUAUUCCAAUUACGAAGAAUUCUUAAAAUUAGUCAUUUUGGGAGGAUAGCAUACCGAAAUAUGCGUUGAUAUGCUUAGAAAUAUUCAUACAAGCUUUGGUCACUUCUUUUUCUUUUCUGUCAAUGUGCCCUUUCAUUAUUAAACCAAUCGGUAACACACUUUAGUAAAAAACUCAAUAAUAUUUCAAAAGAGUUCAGUUACUAUUUUACAUGGGUUGUCUUCCAGAUUAGAGUCUGUGCAACGUGGUUUCUGAUGUUCAACCCUUAUAACAGAAUAAUAGAUAAAUAAAAACACUCGUUUCCCAUUUAUCAGUUCUAGCGAUUUGUUGGCUCCAAGGACUCCCUUCAUGUGUUACCAUCUUCUAUAAAUUACCACAAUCUUAGAUCUUAUCUGGGAUGGAAGUUUUUUUUUUUCUGUUGUGUUUAUAGGUUGGUUGUGAUGUAGGCUAUUUUUCUGGUAUGAAUUCAUUUAGCAUUGAUAUCUGAUUAGAUAAUGAAUGCACGUAGUUUCAUCAUCUUGAUUAAAUACUCCUGUUGCGAGAAGCUUUAGGAUUUUACAAGAUUCUCAGGUUUCCAGCACAUUGUCUUACUUGAGCAAAUCUUAUAAACCACGUAAAAAGUUGGUAUGCACAUGUAAGCAUCAUCGGUGGAACAAUUUUUUCCCUUGCUUCUGCCUGUGGGCAUGGUAAAGAUGAAUUUCUAUGAAUGACGCUGUGUAUUGAUUAUUUCUUUGAAAUAAUAUACAUUCGACUAGUAUUUAUUUUUUCCAACUUUGUGUGUGUGUGUGUGUACAGAGAUCAUUCGGGUGUCUUCCAGGGUUUCCAGCCAAGGAUGUAGUGACUAUGACAGGCUGCAGCAUGGAAGUCUCAGCCCCAUGGCUUCUUCAAACCGUCUCUCUAGUGAGGAUCUCAGUGGCUGGAACGGGCUCCAGCCGGAGGUGAGCAUCGAAAGGCUUCUCAAUCAUGAUCAUAGCUUGUGAGACAGACAACCCCUGGUUUUCAUUUUUGACAAAAUCCGGGAACUCAAACCUCUACUUAGGAAGUACAAUUCUAAACUCUCCAGCCCCAAAUGACGAGCUUAAACACAUUCACCACACCAAUCUGGUAUUCGAAUGAAAGAAACUCACUCCUGAAUAGGACCCAUUUAGUUGCCAAAUGCAUAAAAGAGGAAUACGCUGGGAAGAGAAAAUAGGCUUCUACUAAUAUGCUGGAAGCACCGUUCUAUCGGUUGCUAUAUCAGUUCAAAUAAAUCCUAUAAUUAUCCUGCUGACCCUAGGCUGCUCCUAUCUGAUCGUAGUCUGAUAAGAUUAUCUGAGACUUAACCAUGACUCCCACCUGGUUUUUAGACCGUUGACAUUAAUUUCUACAAAGCCCUCCCCUCCGUUCAUUUUUUUUUUCUUUUUCGUUUUAUCCGUUAUUUUUUAUUCAUCCGGGCUUGGGACUUAAUUCCCGCGCCUCAGCAUUAUAUAUAAUUUUCCACCAUUUUUUCUUUAUUUAAAGGGGUACUUUUUUCACGGUCUCUAGCCAUUUAUGUCUCUCGUCUCUUUCAGCAGAGAUCUAGUGUUCCACAGGGAAUGCCGAUGGACUGGCGAAGCGCGCAGUCAAGCCCAAGCUUGAGCAUCGUCAAGAAGAUUCUGCGCCUGGAGAUUCCGGUCGACAAGUACCCCAACGUAAGCAGUCCCUGGAGAUUCCUGUUGAUCUUCUCAGCUCAAAACCUGGGCCUUUGCUGUCGUCCUAAAUCUCGUCAGUCCAUGCGGUUGGUUCCAGUUCAACUUUGUCGGGCGCCUUCUGGGACCCCGGGGCAAUUCUCUGAAGCGGGUAGAAGCCUGCACCGGCUGCCGCGUGUACAUCAGAGGGCAGGGUUCUAUAAAAGAUCCAGGCAAGGUAACUACUUUCCUUCCUUUUAUGGAAGACCCAGCCGCGCUCCUCUUCUUGCUCUCAGCGCUGACCUCUCUCUCUCUCUGUCUCUCCCAUUUCAAAUGCAAGGAAGAGAAACUACGAGGAAAACCCGCCUACGAACACCUGAACGACCCACUCCACGUCUUGAUCGAGGCCGAGCUCCCGGUCAACGUGGUUGACCUGAAACUGCAACAAGCGCAGGAAAUCAUCGAGGAGCUGCUCCGACCCGUGGUAACGAAUCUCUCUCUCUCUCUCUCUCUCUCUCUCUCUCUCUCUCUCUCUCUCUCUCUCUCUCUCUCUCUCUCUCUCUCUCUUUCUCUCGCUGCCUCUAACCAUAAUGGAUGCCAUUUAUGGAUGCAAUGAUCUUUCUUGGGCGCAGGAGGAGUCGCAGGACUUCUAUAAGAGGCAGCAGCUGAGGGAGCUGGCCAUGCUGAACUCGAGGUUGAGGGAGGAGAGCCCCCGGCCGGGCGGCGGCAGCCCCUCUCCUUCCCCAUUUAGCAACAACGGGAUGAAGCGGGCCAAGACUGGGAGGUAG